Molecule: messenger RNA, 5144 nt
Organism: Cinara cedri
Lineage: Eukaryota; Metazoa; Arthropoda; Insecta; Hemiptera; Aphididae
Source: the annotation of a GenBank genome assembly
AGGUAAUCAAUAAUCAUAAUUCAUAUUAUUUGAGAUUUACAACAAUUUUUUCAAAUUUUAUUUAUGAAUUUAGUUAAUUUUCUAAUAUGUCUAAUUACUUAGCUGGUGGAAGAGUGAAUAUUAACCUGCUACAAGAAAACGCAGCUAAAGAUUUAAUAUGCUUAUUAGACAAGUGUGAUGGCCCUAAGGUAAAUAUUCUAGAUUAAAUUUGUAUUUAAUUAGUAUUUUAAUUAAAGUUAUAAAUAAUAUAUAGGUUAUAAUUCUGGACGAAGGCUUGACAAGACCUAUUGGUUUAAUAGCCACAUAUAGCCUGUUAAAAGAGCACAAUGUUAAAGAAGUAUUUAUUUUAAAUAGUGGCAAGUUAAGUAAUUUCCGAGAAAAGGUGAAAAAUGUUAUAUUUAUUACGAGACCAAUUUUAACUCAUAUGGAUAUGAUAAGUGAAAACAUCCAUAAGUAAAUAUCUAUUACAUUUAAUUUGCUUUAUUGAUAUAGAUUCACUUGUAUAGGUAGUUAAUUUAUAUGGAAGAAUUCUGACAUAUAAUUAUUUGUAUAUAUCAUUAAAUAUUCAUUUUUUUCUAGGGGAAGUAAAGAUGAUAAUAACCUAAGAGAUUAUCAUUUAUUUUUUGUUCCUACUCGUAGUUUAUUAUGUGAAAAACGUUUAGAAGUAAGUUAAUAUAAGAUAUGCGAGCUGUUAAUACAUUAUAAAUUAAAUACAAUAUCUAUGUCUUUGUUUCAUUUAAAAAAAAGUAUAGUCAAAUCCUUUAAUAGAACAUUUAUUUUUGGUUUUAAGUUUCUAUAGCUGUUGGUAUUCCUAUCCAUUUCUUAAACCAGGUUUACACAGUUAAUAUUUAACAUAUAUCUAACUUUAAAUAUUUUAAUAUUUAAUGGAUUUGUGAAUUAUGGGAUUACUAGAUGAAUAACAAAUUUUGUUAUCGUUGUAAAAAAUUAUGAAAAUACAUAACUGACCUAUUCAUGGUAUGUAAAAGAGAGAGACUUGAUAAAUAAAUAAUUUAGUGUUUCUUGUAUGUAGUAGCACAAUUUAAACAACUGUUAAACUUAUUCAAUAACUUCUGAAUUAUAAAUUAUAGUUAUUUCGAUAUAAUAUUUUGGUAGGUUCAAACAAAUUUUUGAAAUUGCCAACAAACUUUGGAUAUUUGAAAAAUAUCUGUAAAUUAGACUUUUUAGUAUUUUUAGACUUUUCAAAAUCAUACAUAAUUUUUUUCAUAUUUCUAAUGAUUUGGGAAAUAAAUUGAUUUAUUUAUUAAAGACUUCAAAUUAUAAAACUAAUUUUAUGGUUUACUUAAGUUACUAUCUAUGUAUUAUUAUUUCUUAUUCAAAAUAAUCAAUUCAACAAAUUCAUAUUAUAAAAUGAAUAAAUUACAAAGGCUAAUCAUAAAUUAUAUUAUGAAAACAUUAAAAUUUAACACCAUAAGAAUAAAUUUAAAAAAAAUUUUUUAUAAACCUUUAUCCUUAUAAUAUAUAUUAUUAUUAUAUUUUAUAAUUUGUUAAAACAAAUCUUUCAAAAAAUAUUUAUUCAUUAGUAUCAUUUUUAAGAUACAUUAAAUUAUUUUGAAUAAUGGUCUAUACAUAAAAAUUAGCUUUAUUUUAUUUGUUUAAACUUUGAAAAAAAAAAAAACUAUAUUUUAAACUAAUAUUAUUUUUAUAUUAUCAUAUUUUAUGCUAUGUUCACAGAAAAAAGGAGUUUUAGGAAAUUUGAUUUGUAUUGAAGAAUUUCGUUGUUUUUUAUUCCCUCUGGAAAAUGAUCUUAUGUCAAUGGAAAUAAAUGAUUGUUACAUGGUAAAAAUUACAUAACCCAUUUAAGCCUAUUUUUUUUGGAUUUAUCAUAAUAAAUAUAAUAAUGCUUUAUUAGUUCUUUUUAAAAUAUAUGCAAUAUUAAUUUUUUUAAAUUAUUAAUAUUUUUAAUUACAUUUUUAGGAAUUAACAUUAGAAAAUGAUCCAACUUGCUUAUAUCGUGUAGCUCAAGCAAUUGUUAUGCUGGAAGAUAUUUAUGGGCGUUUUAGUCGUAUGACUGGUAAAGGUCAAGUUGUCAAACAAGUGUGGGAUUUAGUAUCUAAAAUAUCUUUAGAACCUCGUAAACAAAAUUCAAAAGCUAAUAGAAAUUAUAAAAUUAUUGAUCAUCUUGUUUUAAUUGACCGUUCUGUGGACUUGAUGACACCAAUGGUUACUCAGUUAACAUUUGAAGGACUGAUUGAUGAACUUUUUGGUAUUGAUUGUUGUAAGUUUGUUUUAUCAGCCUUAAUUAAAUUAAAAUUGUAGAAUAAUGUCCAAAAAUGUUUGUCUUAGGUACUGUAGCACUACCAGCUGAUAAAUUUGUCUCUGAAGAAGAAAAUGUUAAUAUGUUAACCCAGAAAAAAAUCAUACUAAAUUCGAGCGAUGAGAUUUUCGCAGAAACUAGGUAAUCGUUUGAUAGAUUUCCAAUAUGGAGUCUAUUCAAAAAGUUCAAAUUGUUUGUAUUGUGUGCCAAGGAGCUAUAGGAUUGAUAUUGCUAACCUUGUUUUGAUGUGACUAAUAUUUUUUGAAAAUAUUUGUUUAGUAUUUGACAAUUUUAUAAUUAAUUCUAAAGAAGAGCAACUUGACAAGCUUAUUGGUGGCAGGAAUUGGAGAACAUUUGUAAAUAUUAAAAAACCAAACAGGUUUCUGUCAAACCUAAAUUUGACUAUGUUUUUUUUUAACUUUUUCAACAUUCUUAGGAUAAGUUGUUUUUCAUUAACAAUUUUUUGAGUGAGCCUUGCGAAAUUUUGCAUUUUUCUACCAAUAUUCUGUCAUCACAGUGGAAGAAAAAUCCUCUUUAACCUUUUCCAUCAAAAAAAAUCUCCUCUUUUGGAUUUCUUCCAAAAUGAUCAAACACAAUAAACAUUACUUGCUUCAAAACAAAGUAGAUUACUGAUAAUAAACAGAAAAACAACAUAUUUUAAAAUCUAAAAAAGUUCAAACAUUUCACUUCAUUAUUAGUUUUGGCAUUAACUAUCAAGUAAAUAAUAAAAUGAAUACAUUUUUUUUUUUUAACUAGAAACAAACAUUUUAAUGCUGUGCUAAUGAACUUAAGUGUAAGAGCCAAACAUAUAACUUCAGAAUAUGAUGAAAAUCGUAGCGGUAAAACAGUUCAAGAAAUGAAACAGUUAGUGUCAAGACUUCCUUACAUGUUGGCUCUAAAAAAACAACUUUCUACAUGUAAUCAUCCUGUAAUUAAUAUUUGUUUAGCGGUUAUUUAAUUUAAAUUAAAAAUAAUAGAAAAAAGUGAUUGCGUAAUAUUUAAUAUUAUUUUGAUCAGAUACCACAAUUGCCGGAUUGAUAAAAGAAUUGACUGACAAAUCAAGUUUUCGCGAUUUAAUUAAUCUACAACAAGAAUUAAUUUUGGGUAUUGAUUCAGACAAAGUAUUACCUCAGAUAGAAGAUUUAAUUUCUAAUAAAUUUGAUCUAAUAACAGUAACUAUAUUUAUAAAAUAUUCUUGUUUCUUUUUCUAAUUAUAAUAAUUGACAAUUUGUUUAGGUAUUGCGAUUGAUUUGCAUGCAAUCUGCUGUCAAUUCUGGAUUAAAGCAAAAGGUUUUGGAAUAUUACAAGAGGGAAAUUAUUCAAACCUAUGGUUUUAAACAUAUUAUUACUAUGACUCUUUUAGAAAAUGCUGGUCUCAUAAAAAUCCAAGUAAGCAAACGAUUGUUAAUAUAUUUUUGAAACGUGUAUUCUAUUAUAAAUACAAUAUAUUACUUAAGGCGAAUUCGAGGAGCUAUGCUCUUUGUCGCAGGUUAUUAAAAUUGGAUGUUUAUGAAAUGAGUGAAGUUGAUCCAGAUGAUAUUAACUAUGUUUAUGGAAUUUAUGCUCCACUAAGUGUCAGAUUGAUUCAACAAAUCUCUAAACCAGACAGUAAAGUAUUGUCUGAUAUUCUACCAUUAUUACCUGGACCUAGUAUAGAACAUGUUAGUUCCGACAUUGAUCAAAGUAAUUCAAUUUAUUUUAUAAUUAUUUGUACACCUAAAAUUUAUUAUAAUUUAAUUUUUACAGCUUCUAAUAUGAGUUUUUUGGUCGACUCUCAAAAAGUUGUACUGGUGUUCUUUAUUGGAGGAUGUACAUUUGCAGAAAUAUCUGCUCUUAGAUUUUUGUCAUCACUUGAAGAUUGUAAGUUACCAACCAUUAUUCGUUAUUUUUCCUGUUUAACUAAUUUUAAUUAUCUUUCAUUUUUAGCUACAAUUGAAUAUGUAAUCGCUACUACCAAUAUUACUAAUGGGAAUAGCUUUCUUAAAUCAUUAUUAAUUCCUGAAAUAAACAACAGUUUAAAUAAGUAAACUAUUAAAUUAGAAUUUAUAUAAAUAUUAUACUCAUAGCAUACUUAUUUAUUUGUCUUUGUUUAUUAAUACUUAAGUUUACAUAAGUUUUAACAAAACAUUGUUUUCAGAUUGAUUAUUAUUAUUAUUAAACAUAUUUCAAAUAAUAUAUUUAUAAUAAUUAUUUAUUUUUAUCUAAAAAUGAUUUACACGAUCUCAUACAUUGCUGAAAACAUUUUUCAAAUCCUCGAUUGUCGUUGUCGUAAUAUGGAUCUCUUAUGAUGGUAUCACCUUCUGGAUCAAAUGAUCCUAACAGCAGUACUUGUGCUUUUGAAUCUUUUGGUUUUAUGCGGUUGAUAUUAUCCAUAUUACUUUUAUCCAUUCCAAAAAUAAAAUUAAAUGUAUAAAAAUCUUCUUUUACCAAUUGUUUUGCUGAAUGUUCAAACUGUAUACCGUUCUUCCUUAAUACACUAAUUGUCCGUUCAUCUGGUGAACAGCCAACAUGGUAUCCUGCAGUACCAGCACUUUCCGCAUGCCAUUUGUUAGCUACACCUUUUUGUUUAGCUGCUUCUAUAAAUACUGCCUCAGCCAUCGGAGAUCGGCAUAUAUUUCCCAAACAGACAAACAAAACACUUCGUAUCUCACCCAUUUUUAAAUUAGAAUAUUAAAGUCAAAUGUAAUAUGUUGACUAAAUAAUAAAAUAAAAAUUUAUAUAACAAAUAUUAAACUUAAAACUAAUCUAUGGAUUAAAUUUUAACUGUUUAAAGGAUUACAGUAAUAUUUUACAGAAGAACCUUGAAAGACGUCAUUGUCCAACGUGACUAAUAAAUAUUAAUUUUAUUAUCUUAUUGACAUUUGACACA